This is a messenger RNA of Chanos chanos (milkfish), 690 nucleotides long. RefSeq names its product interferon alpha/beta receptor 2-like. Gene Ontology annotation, molecular function: cytokine receptor activity; protein binding. Gene Ontology annotation, cellular component: plasma membrane. The transcript has 5 exons. Gene Ontology annotation, biological process: cytokine-mediated signaling pathway. The record is from RefSeq and is a predicted model, not a curated record. Bases 1 to 690 code for a protein of 229 amino acids. Lineage: Eukaryota; Metazoa; Chordata; Actinopteri; Gonorynchiformes; Chanidae.
AUGGAGCAUGAGCUCACCUGGGAGCCCGGUCCCGGGACUCCAGCAUCUGCACGCUUCAGAGUCCAGAUCUAUCAUUUCAGAAAGAAGGCAUGGGUUCCGGUCCAGGCCUGUGUAAAUUUGACCAUGGGUGAGUGGUGCAACCUGACAAACUCAGUUAAAGACAUCUACCUGGACUUUGCAACCCGUGUUCAAGCCUUCAGCCCAACUCAGGAGUCCCCCUGGAGCUUCUCUACAGUCUUCAAUCCACUAAUGGACACGGUGUGGGGUCCUCCAGAGCUGUCGUUGUCAAGCUGUGGGAACUGCUUGGUCCUGGGUCUUACACCCCCCAGCAGCAUAGGGCUGCACCCCUAUCUGAACCGACUGUUCUUCCACGACUUCGAUGUCCAGGUCACCAGGACACGAGACAACACACAGUUCAGCCUAAGGGUGUCUUCCAGAGAGUACGUGAUUGAUUACCUGGAGCCUGGGGUGGAAUACUGCGUCACUGCUACGGCUCUGAUCUAUUACAAACACAGUGUUCCCUCUGACCCUCUCUGCGCCUAUACCAGUGCCCAGCCCAGCAGCAAAGGUGUCAUCCCUCCUCCAGACAAUGUUAAGAUAACUUCAUUCAACAUGGGAUUGGUUCUAGAAUGGGAUCCGGCACAAAAUUUCACCAACGACAAACUCACCUACACAGCAGAGUACUUGUGA